AUGUCUGCGGAGCACACUCGCGAUUGGUCGACCCCUUUUGCAUUUGAGCUGCCGUCAAUUCCCUGGUUCAUCCUGUACCAGUUUGGCUGUGUUCUGGAACAUCCUUCCGACUAUCUGACCUGGCGCAAUCACAUCUACCAGAUCCUUAAAGUACACAAACUCCAUCGGCUCAUCGAUUCUGGUAUUCCCCGCCCUUACAAGGACUCGCCCGAUGCUAGAAAAUGGCAAGAGUUGUCGAUUGAGGUCCGCAAGUGGAUCUCGUGGAACUUGCAUCCAAUCCUUGUGCGCAUGAUUGUGAGAGAGACUCCUCGAGCUGAACUGGCUGACGAGUUCAUGUUGGGGGCCGACAUGAUCCUUCGGCAGCUUGCCCGCAGUCCCGAGCAGCAGUCCGCUGAUGUCUCUCAUAUUCUGUUCAAUCUCAUUCGUUGCGACCGAAGUGAUUAUUCUUGUGCCCGGCAGUUCGUUCACCGUGUUAUGGAAUAUUACACACAUACCUUGAAUAUUAGAAUGGGAAUUCCGCCAUUUGUUCCUCUGUUGCUUUUGUUGGACGGAAUUAAGAGUGACAUCGGAGAAGCGUUUGUCAAUGAGAGAUACGAUCAGCUGGAGUGUAUGAACAGCGAUCUCCAGAAUGUCACCAAGGAGUACUUUGAAAGCGUUUACUUCGAUGUCUUGGAGCAUCUUGACUCGAUAGGCCAGACCGCUGAGGAGGCUUUCCCUCCAUUGACUGACUAUGAUGACGAUGUGUGA
Molecule: messenger RNA, 747 nt
Organism: Penicillium crustosum
Lineage: Eukaryota; Fungi; Ascomycota; Eurotiomycetes; Eurotiales; Aspergillaceae
Exons: 2
Coding region: 1-747 (248 amino acids)
Source: RefSeq, a predicted model, not a curated record